Molecule: messenger RNA, 1050 nt
Organism: Alosa sapidissima (American shad)
Lineage: Eukaryota; Metazoa; Chordata; Actinopteri; Clupeiformes; Clupeidae
Product: adenosine receptor A1-like
Exons: 2
Coding region: 1-939 (312 amino acids)
Biological process (GO): G protein-coupled adenosine receptor signaling pathway
Cellular component (GO): membrane; synapse; dendrite
Molecular function (GO): G protein-coupled adenosine receptor activity
Source: RefSeq, a predicted model, not a curated record
AUGGCAGACCACAUUACUAAGGUACUUUUCACAGUACUGGAGGUCUUAAUUGCUGUCGCUUGUUGUCUUGGUAACCUGCUGGUGAUCUGGGCAGUGUGGAAAUGUGGAGCCAUGCGGCGACAGGCCACCUUCUGCCUCAUCAUCUCUCUUGCCGUAGCCGACUUCCUAGUUGGGGCUGUGGUGGUGCCACUGCGGGUUGUAACAGAUAACCGUGUCCAGAUGCCUUUCUACAGCUGCCUCUCAUUGACCUGUAUGGUGAUGUUUUUGACUCGGGUGCCUGUGUUCUGCCAGCUGGCACUGACUGUUGAUCGUUUUCUGCGUGUCAUCAUCCCCCUCAGGUACAAGACCACAGUGACCGUUCAGCGCUCCUGGUGGGUGGUGGCUGCAUGCUGGCUCACAGCUGCUACAGUUGGCUUCACUCCCUUCAUGGGCUGGAACAACCUAUCCAGCAAGUCUCAGAACAUGACUCACUGCCAGUUCCUGAGCGUCAUGUCUUUGUCCUACAUGGUCUAUAUCUACUUUUAUACCUGCUUCCUCAUCCCCAUGUUGGUCAUGACUACACUCUAUGGUUGUAUUUUCACCAUCAUCCACCGCCAGCUGAGAAAAACCAGCACUGGAGUGUCCAGCUCCUACUACUACAAGGAGCGUAACCUGACCAGGUCCCUUGUUCUGGUCCUCGUGUUGUUUGCCGUCUGUUGGCUCCCUAUCCAUUUAAUGGACAUGGCUGAUUUCCAUGGGUUGGCAGUUCCCAUUGAGGCAUUCUAUGUGGGAAUCCUACUCUCUCAGGCAAACUCAGCCAUUAACCCAAUCAUAUACGCCCUCAAGAUCCAGCAUAUACGGGCUCCUUUGAAGACAAUAUGGAGGAAGGUCUUUCUGUGCAAAGAGGAAGUGGAGGCACCAAGGAGCAGCCAGAUUGAUCAGCCAGACAUCAGGACAUAACAGAAGCAACCCCAAGGAUACUACAUGUGACAAGGAGGGGGAAACUGCUGAAUCAAUAGAGCAAGGGUAAUCAUCAAUUCAACCCUCUGGUCUGGGGCCACAGUCUGGCAC